AUGGUUAGUGAGUGUACAGUUGAACAUUGGAGGUAUUUAACCGGUGAAUCAUUAACUUCUACAUAUUUUGGAUAUUCAUUAGCAACACAAUCAAAUUUAGAACAAUCGAGUUUGAUUGUGGGAUCGCCAAGAGAACAUAUUUAUGAUGAUGAUUAUUAUUAUUCAAUAUAUAGACGUGGUGCAGUUUAUCAAUGUACACUAGGAACACAAGAUUGUACAAGAGUAAAAUUUCCUUUAAACGGGAAUGAAGAAAUUCGACUAAGAACAAGUAGUGAUAACAAAACUGAUCAAUGGUUUGGUGCAUCGAUAGCUGCAGAUAUAAGAAAUAUUAUUGUUGGUGCACCUCAUUUGAAACAUGUUAUCAUCGAUGCAACAGCCGAAAACGGCAUUCAUUACGAUAUUCCCGGUGUGUGUUGGAAGGGAAAAAAUAUGUGGUCAUCAGCUACAGCAAAUAGUACACAAAUCUAUUCGCCUGGAAUGAGUCAUUGGGACUUGAGAGAUUUUCAUAAAGAAGGCUAUGGUUUAUUCGGUUUUCAAGUGGCAAUAAGCAAGAAACCUGAAAGAAUUAUUAUAACUGCGCCCGGCUCAUUUUAUUUUCGAGGUCAAGUUCAUUCAAUUCCAUUAUUAAAUAAAGAUUGGUUAGAAUCCACACAUGCCUUUCCAUCAUCACAUUAUCCAUUUUUAAACGUUAGCUGGUUAAAAUAUCCAAAAAACUAUUCCCUUAACGAAUAUGAUGAUUGGUGCUAUCGAGGUUAUGCGUUAGCAUUAGGCAAUUUUAACGAUGAUGACGAUCAAGAAAUUGUAAUAACUAUACCACGAUUAAACGGAUAUAAAGGGGCUAUUGAAAUUCUUAACAGUAAUCUUAAUGAAAGUUCUAUACAUUCAAUUAACGGUUCACAGGUUGGAGCCUAUUUUGGCGCUUCACUCUGUGUUCUGGAUAUUAACAAUGAUAGAUUGGAUGAUUUACUUGUCGGUGUACCAUUAUUUACAAGUAGAAAAGAUGGUAGAAUUUUAUCGGAUGCGGGAAGAGUCGAAGUCUAUUAUCAAACUAAACAGCAUGAAUUGAUACUAGGGAAACCGUUAGACGGUACAAAGAAAGGAGGUCGGUUUGGACAUGCAAUCGCUAAACUGGGCGAUAUAAAUAAAGAUGGUUACGAGGAUGUUGCUAUUUCGGCACCGUUUGCUGAUGGUGGAUAUUCUGGUGAAGUGUACAUUUAUCAUGGUUCUGAAACAGGUUUAUCGACAAUACCAGCUCAGAUUCUCAAACCUGAUAGAUUAUUACAAGCAUUUGGUUGGGCAUUACAAGGUCAAUUUGAUGAUGAUCAUAAUGGUUAUCCAGAUUUGGCAAUUAGUAGUGCUAAAAAUGAUACGGUUGUUAUUGUUCGUUUUACUCUCCGCAUAUGUAUCAAUUUUAAUGGAAUGCAAAAUAUUCAUUCAAACCUUGGCAAUUUUUCCUAUAUUUUACAAUUGGAUAUUCAUAAAAGUAAAAGUGAAAAACGGUUAUAUUUCAAAGAAAAAAUGGGGCAUUGGACACGAUUAACAAAUCGUACAAAGACCAUUCAUAAUUUAAAAUCAAAUGAUCCGGAAAAAUGUACAAAUCAUCCAUUAUACGUAAAAGAAAAUGUUAAUGAUAAAUUGAAACCAAUUGUUGUUCGUUUAAACUAUAGUCUUGCUACAACUUCAAUAAAUAAUAUUGUUCCACCAAUGUUAGAUGCUAAACCAUCGUUUAUUGAACAUGAGAUACGUAUACAAAAAGAUUGUGGAACGGAUGACAUAUGUAUUCCAAAUUUACAUUUAACCACAACAAGUUCGCCUAAUGAGUAUAAAGUGGGUAUAUCAAAUAAAAUUAUUUUAAAUAUAUUUGUUAUAAAUUCGGGUGAAGAUGCCUAUGAUACUAAAUGUACAAUUCAAUUGCCAAAAAGUGUCAGUUAUAUUAAUUCAAAUUCAAGUUAUUUGAUAUCCUUUCAAAUAUUUGCUGAUUUAAAACCAUCAACUGAUCUUCUAGAUAAAUUAGUGUUUCAUAUAAAUGUCACCAGUGAAAAUCCAGAUAAUAUCACUUAUGAUAAUUAUAAUCAAAUUAGUAUACCAAUAUCUGCUUCGCCAGAAAUUGCUCUUAAAGGUGUGGCUAAACCCGAACAAAUUCAACCAUAUCCAACGUCGAUAACAUCCGAUAUUUCAAAACAAAUUAAAAUUUCUGAUUUAGACAUUGUUCAUAUCUACACUUUACAUAACAAAGGUCCGGGUAAUUCUAAAAGAAUUUCAUUUAAAUUUGUAUGGCCAGUAUUAUCAUUAUCAGACGAUAAUAUUUUAUAUGAUAUUGAAUACCCAAAUAUAACAAGACUUAAUGAACCACGAACAAUGGAAGAUUAUUGUACAGUUGCAGAUUUAUUUUUUACAAUUAAAAACUCGGAAUCAGCUUUAAAGAAAAUUCGAUCACCAUUCAUGGAAAAUAUUCGUAAUGUUUUAUCAUCGAAUCGACCAAAAACAUUUAGUUGUAAUGGUAUUUGUAAAGAAUAUGUAUGUUAUAUAGCUGAUUUAAAUGUUGGACACAGUGUUAUUGUAACACUAAAAGCAAAAUUACGAUUAAAUGUACUUCUCAUGAAACAAGAUCGAACUAAAUCGUUUAUUCUUUCGUCAAAUGCUACAGCUAAAAUAUUAGAAAUUCCUUAUAAUAUUACCAAUAUUAAAUUAUUAAGUGCUAAUUUAAAGAAAAAAAAAAAAAAAAAAUUGAAAACUAAAUAA
This is a messenger RNA of Didymodactylos carnosus, 2742 nucleotides long. The record is from the annotation of a GenBank genome assembly. NCBI's taxonomy places the organism in Eukaryota, Metazoa, Rotifera, Eurotatoria, Philodinida, Philodinidae.